ACCACAGCCUAACUUCACCUUGCCGUCAACAAGUCAUCUUGCGUGCAGUCCGCUUCAAACUUCGUAGGCAGACUCGACUCGAUUCCUCGAACAUUUCGACGGGCAAAAGGGCUAUUCUAUCUUCCUACUCGUGGAGUAUGCUGGUCGCUUUUUUGCUAUUGUUGUGAGGAUCAAUUUUGCAAUGCCAGUAGGCGCAAAUGCCGGACUCUCCUCCGACCGGCGACUUUCAUCCCAACAACCAGGAUCAAGGCACGUUUCAUCGAUCUCCUUGGACACCAACAACAACUUCGGCUAAUGGCGACUCAGACGUUCGUGAUAGCAAAACCUCAUCCCCUCCUCGCCACCAAGAUCCUUCGAUCGAGCCUGAUGACAAUGACGGACCCCCAUCUAAGAGACGGAAGACUGCAGAACACAAAUCAUCUCCAAGACUCGUGUCGCCUCCGUGGAAACGCGUCGCUGCAGAAGGUCCGACAUCAUUCGUCGACGGCGGUCGAAGGAAGUCAGGUAGAACCAAUGUCGUGCCCCUCGAGUUGCAGCCGCAGUCGAACAAGCGGCACACACGCGCCGCGUUCGAUAAGGUGAAGGCCGAACGCGAAAACCAUGCAAAGCCUGUCUACAAUGUCUCGGCUCGAAAGCCAAAGGUCGAAAUUCUUGAGCCGACGCCCCCCGCUAAGCGCGGUCCUGGGCGUCCUCGCAAGAGUCAUGGAUCUGACAGGUCGCCUUCCAUUAAGCGUGAAGUGGGGCCUCAUAAGCCUACCAAGUCUGGGAGUGUUCAGAGACAACAUCGUUCAGCGGAGAAACCACGAAGCAAAGAAAUCGAAGACAUGAAGGCCAAGAUCGAGGAGCUUAAGAAACUGCGAGAUCGCCUCAAAUCAUCGACUGCACCUCCGUCGAAGUCUUCUCGCCGCAAUCGACAAUACUCGCCCGUCUUCAACGAAGUGGAAGACGAGUCGGAACCCUACACGAAUGGCGCGCUGGAAAGAGAGGACGAUGAUGCCUCGGUCAUGUCUACCGAAUCCACAAUGGCGGCCCCGGAUGUCCCUCUCACCUUUAAGAAAGUGACUUUUCGCGUCCGGCUACCAGACCCAACUGUUUCAACACCUUCAAAUAUCCCGCCGCCGAAGAAAUAUUCAUCAUUCGAAGAGUUCUUAGAGCGGGACGAGUUGGAGCCAAGGGCUGGUGAGGACAUUUUGAGUCCGCAACUGAUCAAAAAAGAGGCCGCUGUCAGGAACAGACUCUAUAAGGCGCUAAAGAGUGGAAAGGUCUUUGACAAGCAUCUUACCGACACAUUGCCGGACAGACAAGAUGAGCCAAAACGACAAUAUGCCCACUUUGAUCAUCUCCUGGCUCAUGUAUCUCGUUUUAGGUUUCUUCUCAGAAAGGAAACGCAGGACCAUAGGCGAAUGGCACAGGUAUUGGCUCACGAGGCUAAGAAGUACGUGGAGGAAAAGCAAAAGCGAGACAAGGUCAAGAGCCCGCAAGAGAUAGAGCAGGAGAAGCGGGCGGCUGCUAUUGCUUCUUAUCGCGCUGUUGUCAAAGAUUUCGAUAAGCUAUGGGCAGCAGUGAGGGCCGAGGUCGACCUCCUGCGCCAGAAACAAUACGAAGAAGAGCAGCAAGCCCAGAUGAAAGGUCACCUUGCACGAGUGCUGGAUCGCACCGAUCAAAUGUUGAGUCGAGCGGCCGAUCAGGAACAGUCUCUCAUCGAUAGCGAGACAGAUGUUUCCACCAAUGACUUGACCGAAAGCGAGUCUGAGGACAGCGAGCAAAUGUCAGAGAGCGAGACAGAUGCGGAUUCGGAACCCGAAACCGGGGAUGUUGAUGCAGAAAUGUCGGUCGAAGAACUGAAGCGCAAAUACGAGAGUCUGCCAGAUGUGUCCGUCGAUGAAGGUCCCUUUACUGAAGGUGAUGACGAGACAAAUCUGGAGCAGUCCGAAGAAGAUUCAGAUCCUGAAACGGAGAUGGAUAGCGAGUUUAAUACCGACGGGUCGGAUGCGGAAGAAGAAGACGAUGAUAAUGCCGGCGAAGGCAGCGAGGAAGAUGUGCGAGGUGGCCUCUUGUCAUUGUUUACGAAAAAGGAAAUCGCCGGCAUGGCGCCACAGUCUGAGGAUGGUGAGCCUGUCGAGGAAGACGCGAAGCCAAUUCUUUCUCCUUCAGGCGAAGAGCUGGAAGACCAUGAGAUGCAGGAUGGGGAAACCCACUCGCAGUUGCAGGAGUCACGGCAAGCCGAGGCUGGGAAAGAUGAGACUGGAGCGGGUCAUGCCAGCGAACAGCUUGAGAGUCCACAACCCGAUGCAUCCCUUACUGCACCUAUGUCCCGGACGGAUGACGAAGACUCAGUAAGCCAGGAGCCCAGCGCACACACUUCACCACAUACAACCGCUACCAAAGUAUCAGAACCAGAGUCUGUAUCAUCUAUCGAUGCAUCUGCUGAAACUGCAGUCAUACCUGCCACGCCUUCCGAAACAAAGCCAUCGAUCAAGACACCAGUCCCCAGCUUGCUGCGUGGUACUCUUCGGGAGUAUCAACAUGAAGGUCUUGACUGGCUAGCAGAUUUGUAUGCACAUGGGAGAAGUGGUAUACUAGCCGAUGAAAUGGGGCUUGGCAAGACUAUCCAGAGCAUUGCAUUACUAGCACAUCUCGCUGAGGUCUAUGAAGUUUGGGGUCCACAUCUCAUUGUUGUGCCCACCAGCGUCAUUCUCAAUUGGGAGAUGGAGUUCAAGAAGUUUCUACCUGGCUUCAAAAUUCUCACAUACUACGGCAAUCUCGAGGAAAGAAAACAGAAGAGAAGAGGCUGGCUGGCUGAUGAUAGUUUCAACGUCUGUAUCACUUCUUACCAGCUUGUCCUGCAGGACGCCAACUCCUUCAAGAGGAGAAGGUGGCAUUACAUGAUCCUGGAUGAAGCCCACAACAUCAAGAACUUCCGAUCCGAAAGAUGGCAGACGAUGAUGACUUUCAACACGAGGGCUCGACUUCUGCUAACAGGAACCCCUCUUCAGAACAACCUGACGGAACUGUGGUCGUUGUUGUUUUUCCUCCAUUAUGGACAGGAAAACCAGGGCGAGGAUGACGCAUUUGCCGGACUCAAAGAGUGGUCUGAAUGGUUCAAGAGGCCUGUGGAGUCGAUUCUGGAGCAUGGCCGCCAGGUGCUCGAUGAAGAAGACAGAGAACAGGUUGCAAAGUUACACAAAGUCAUUCGGCCGUUCCUUCUUCGAAGACUCAAGGCCGAUGUCGAGAAGCAGAUGCCGGCCAAGUACGAACACGUCGAGCUGUGCCGUUUAUCCAAACGCCAGCGGCAAUUGUACGAUGGCUUCAUGUCGAGAGCGCAGACAAAAGAGACCCUAGCCUCUGGUAAUUAUCUGUCCAUCAUCAACGCGCUGAUGCAGCUUCGAAAAGUCUGCAACCACCCAGACCUCUUCGAGACACGACCCAUCACCACCUCAUUCGCAAUGUCACGAUCCGCUGCAGCCAACUUCGAGAUCAAAGAUCUUCUUGUACGUCGGAAGCUGGUACAGGAUGCUUCAAACGAUCUAGAUCUCGAUUUCUUGCGGCUGGCCCCGAUAUCCAACGAGAACAUGUCCAUGCUAGAAGUCAUGCAAACUGCUGGACGCCACGCAUCUCACCUUCUGAAGGCAUUGCGAGAGUCGCAAUAUCGAAGGACUUCUCAGGAUUCCAGAUGGCAUGGCGAAACCCGUGCUGGAGUUCUUGGCUCAUUGGAGAACGUGGGAAGGAAGGCAAGAAUUCAAGAGCUUGAUCGGACGAUUUAUUACGAAGCAUACCGUCAUCAUGAGCAUCCAGUGUAUGGCCAGGGCUUGAUUGAACGGUUGACUGUCAACACAACCAAUGCUUUGCUGUCUAGGAUUUCUCCUCUCAAAGUCAUGAGUAAGAGGUGGGAUAAGCAGAUGCCGGUGGAGUCAUUUGAUUUCGUGCAAUCGAUUGAGUCAAGGUCAGCACAGAUGGAACCUUUCGUCGAACAAUUUGCCUGUGUCACUCCCGCUGUGGUUGCUACAGAUCUGAACAUGAGUGCCGUGACCGAAGCUGGCGCUAUCGCGAUCAGAGCAGAUCCGUCAACAUGGCGACGCGAUCCCUUCCACCAAGCCAGGAUGAAGCUAUCCAUAGCUUUCCCCGACAAACGACUACUGCAGUAUGAUUGUGGCAAGUUACAACGAUUGGACAAGUUACUGCGCCGACUACAAGCUGGAGGUCAUCGAGCACUUAUAUUCACUCAAAUGACCAAAGUUCUGGACAUUUUGGAGCAGUUCCUGAACAUUCAUGGACAUCGAUACCUCCGACUGGAUGGUGCGACCAAAAUCGAGCAGCGACAAAUUCUGACGGAUCGAUUCAACAACGAUCCUCGCAUCUUGGCCUUCAUCCUCUCAUCACGAUCCGGUGGCUUGGGUAUCAACUUGACAGGAGCAGACACAGUCAUCUUCUACGACCUCGAUUGGAAUCCUGCGAUGGACAGACAAUGCACGGACCGGGCGCAUCGUAUCGGACAGACACGCGACGUCCAUAUCUAUCGGUUCGUGUCUGAGCAUACGAUCGAAUCGAACAUUCUCCGAAAAGCCAGUCAGAAGCAGAUGCUGGACGAUGUUGUGAUCCAGGAAGGUGACUUCACGACGGAUUACAUGAACAAGCUCAAUUACCGGGAUAUGCUUGAGGAUGCUGGCGAAGACGACGCGGCUGGACUUGCGAUGGAUAGAGUACUUGGGAAUGACAAGACGAACAUUGCCGUCUUGGAACAGGCAGAAGAUCAGGAAGAUCAUGCCGCCGCCAAGGUCGCCGUCCGAGAAGUCCAACAUGCCGAUGAUGGUGAUUUUGAGGACAAAACAGCCUCGGCGACUCCGAGGACGAAUGAGGCCCAGACACCUGGUCCGUUUGCUGCGACCGAGACGGCAUUAGCGGAGACACAGAAGGACGCUGACGCGUUCCAUGACAUUGACGAAUACAUGGUCAAGCUGCAGUCGUGGUUGAUGAAAGACGUCCCACUCGGGCCUGGAAAAGAGAGACGGAAAAAAGGAAAACGACGUGAUGAGCAUCGAGUCAGGAGAGCAAGGUAAAUGGCAUGCAGGGUCCGCCUUGCGAUGAUGGAGGGACUUUUAUCACCUUUUAGCUCCUGUUUCGGAGUAUGUAUUUUGGUACCUGUAAAAAUAGCAUCACCAAGUUAGGCUUGGACCAUGGCACAGAAAGCGUGGCAGUCGAAAACUUGGAAGACCGCACCAGAGAGAGAGUUGGUCUGACUAGACCAGUGUGUACAAGAAUAUAAAGAAGAUAAGAUGAAUCAAC
This is a messenger RNA of Exophiala xenobiotica, 5283 nucleotides long. RefSeq lists its product as uncharacterized. The transcript has a single exon. The record is from RefSeq and is a predicted model, not a curated record. NCBI's taxonomy places the organism in Eukaryota, Fungi, Ascomycota, Eurotiomycetes, Chaetothyriales, Herpotrichiellaceae. Gene Ontology annotation, cellular component: Swr1 complex. The coding region runs from base 198 to 5057 and encodes 1619 amino acids. Gene Ontology annotation, molecular function: ATP hydrolysis activity; histone binding; ATP binding.